Messenger RNA from Psammomys obesus (fat sand rat), 2916 nucleotides. RefSeq names its product leucine rich repeat containing 49 (gene Lrrc49). The transcript is spliced from 17 exons. Gene Ontology annotation, molecular function: protein binding. NCBI's taxonomy places the organism in Eukaryota, Metazoa, Chordata, Mammalia, Rodentia, Muridae. The record is from RefSeq and is a predicted model, not a curated record. The coding region runs from base 193 to 2451 and encodes 752 amino acids.
GCCCCACAGAUGCACCCGGAGGCUAGCCACUCGGCCGCCCGGCAGAUCUGGGGCGAGGACCAGACCGGAAAUGGUGGUUUCUAUGGCAACCACUGAGCGGGUUGCCUGGGAGAUGACCCCUUUUGGUCUCUUUGAAUCUUAGCUGUAGCAUUACCUCGAAGGAGGAUCGAACAUCCUGGACAGUCUCCUGCCAUGAUUCCCGGGAAAUACCGCUCCGUUUCUGGCCGGGCAGCAAACAACGUGAACUGUGGACUUCAUCUGGUUAUUCAAACGUCGUCACUUCCUGACAAAAACAAACCUGAACUAAAGCUUAAUAGAGAAACACCACCGUUUCCUGGUAGACUGUUACAGCAUGACCUGGAGAGAAACUACGCAAGCAGACAAGGAGAUGGAAGAGUAAUAAGUCCUUCGCCACGCAAUAAGUCAUCAUGCAUCUCAUCCACAACUAACGUGACAGAACUCUGUGGGCUGGACAUGAAAGCUGCCACCAGCUCCCUGUCAGCAUUCGGAGACUCUUCCAUUCAGACACCUUCCAAGCCCAGAAUCCGGCAGGGCUGUCAUAGUGCUGGCCCCAAUGUUUCGGGUGAUCACAUUAAUCUGGUGACCUCAUCGAUGCCGUCAUUUCCUAUUCUCCAGCGCUCUUCUGAAGAGAAAAUUCUUUACUCAGACAGGCUGACCCUGGAAAGACAAAAGUUGACUGUGUGUCCUAUCAUCGAUGGGGAAGAACACCUUCGCUUGUUGAACUUUCAGCACAAUUUCAUAACUCGGAUCCAAAAUAUUUCUAAUCUACAGAGGUUAAUAUUCUUGGACUUAUAUGAUAACCAGAUUGAAGAAAUUAGUGGUCUUUCUACUCUGAAAUCCCUCCGCGUCCUGCUAUUAGGGAAAAACAGAAUCAAGAAAAUCUCAAAUCUGGAGAAUCUAAAAAAUUUAGAUGUCUUGGACCUUCAUGGAAAUCAGAUUUCCAAAAUUGAAAAUGUUAAUCACUUGUCUGACUUGAGAGUUUUAAAUCUUGCCAGGAACCUCUUGAGCCACGUCGACAAUCUCAAUGGUCUGGAUUCACUGACUGAACUUAACCUUCGGCACAAUCAGAUCACCUUUGUGAGAGAUGUGGAUAAUUUGCCCUGCCUCCAACGCCUCUUCCUCAGCUUCAACAAUAUAUCUAGCUUUGACAGUGUUUCCUGCCUCGCGGAGUCGACUUCCCUCUCGGACAUCACCUUUGAUGGCAACCCAAUAGCUCAAGAGUCAUGGUACAGACACACGGUCCUGCAGAAUAUGAUGCAGCUGCGCCAGCUAGACAUGAAGAGGAUCACGGAAGAAGAAAGACGUGUGGCAUCUGUUGUAGCGAAAAAAGAGGAGGAGAAGAAGAGGGAGAGUCACAAGCAGUCCUUGCUGAAGGAAAAGAAAAGGUUAACGAUUAACAAUGUCGCUCGGAAGUGGGACUUGCAGCAACGGGUAGCCAAUAUUGACAGCACUCAAGACAGAAAGGACGCUGCGUCUCCUCCUCAGGAACCCUGUCAGAUUGAUGGAAGCACCAUCUCCGAAUUUCCAGAGGAAACAGGGUCCCUAGAUCCGGGGCUCAGCAGCGGGUUACAAGGCUUGUCAGUCACAGACACACACUUGGUGGAGGUAGAGGGGGACACUCUCUCGCUGUAUGGCUCAGGGGCACUGGAAUGCCUGGAUCGGAACUGGAGUGUCCAAACAGCCGGCAUGGUCACCACCGUCUCAUUCACAUUCAUCGAGUUUGAUGAAAUUGUCCAAGUGCUUCCCAAACUGAAGAUGAAGUUUCCAAAUUCUCUGCACCUGAAGUUCAAGGAGACCAACCUUGUGAUGCUGCAGCAGUUCAACGCCCUCGCGCAGCUCCGCCGGGUUGACCAGCUGACAAUUGACCCUCAGGGGAACCCAGUGGUCAGCUUCACACUCUGGAAGUACUACGUGUUAUUUAGGCUCAGCCACUUCGGCAUGCAGAAAAUAAACGGAACAGAGGUGACCCAAAAUGACAUGAUAAUGGCUGAAAGGCUCUUUGGGAUCCUAGCACACGUAGCAUCUUCCGAGUUGCCUCAGUACCGCAUGAUUUCAAUUCUGGGUGAUGCCAGGAAAAAGCAAUUCCGAUAUCUGCUCGAAAGCAAAGGUAAAAAACCUGGCAUCAUCAGUGAGGAGAACAGCAACAGCAAAAGGCUCAUUGGGGAAAACACGAACCGCGCGACACUGAAUUACACCACCAGAGAAUUCUACCACGAGAAGCUGGAGGAAAUAAAGGACAAGAAGAAGUUCUGCAAGAUGUAUGUAGAAGAUCUUGUGAAGGAGGCCACGGCCAUCAAUAUGAAGAAUGAGGCUCUGCAAAAGCUGUGGCCGCAGAUGUUCAUUGAGCUGGUGAGGGACGCUGUCAUAGAGAUCCGAAACAAGGACUCCUAUAUGAAGCUCUGCCUGCAGCAGAUCACUGACCAGAAGUAGUCCUGCACCGGGUGACCCAGGCAAUCUGGAGCUUUGUGAAAGUUUGGCAAGAUGCUGGUUAGACAUGUUGAGACACCACCACUAUCCACAGACUGAGAAGAGUGGCAUCAUAGCCUCACUCCCUACACUGAGAAGGGAGGAAAGCCAGAGAGAGGGAGGGCUCCUUUGUCAUGCAUGCUGACCACACGUGGCCUUGGGAAACCAGGCAGCACUGGAGGAGGCCUGACUGCUGGGAUGGAAAUGCUUCUUCAGCUCCUGCUCUGACUGGUGCGCCUGCUCCAGCCCCAAGCGUGCAGUAUGCUGAUGGGCUAGCAUGAGAUGCCUCUACCACCCUCUAGCUGAGACUUUUCUCUCUCUCUCUCUCUCUCUCUCUCUCUCUCUCUCUCUCUUUGCCUUUUUAUUUUAUGUCAUGAUUUCAAAGCCAAGCAUAUGUUCUUUUUUAUGAGUGAAGAAUAAAUACAUUAG